Messenger RNA from Rangifer tarandus platyrhynchus (Svalbard reindeer), 357 nucleotides. NCBI's taxonomy places the organism in Eukaryota, Metazoa, Chordata, Mammalia, Artiodactyla, Cervidae. The record is from the annotation of a GenBank genome assembly.
AUGCAAAGCCUCUUCCCCUCAGGCCCCCAAAGCUCUGUGCCCCAGCGCCCUCCAGAAGACCAGGCGCCCCAUAGAGCAGAAGCCGGAGGAAACAUCCUUUACUGGAGGAAACAUCAGGAAAAACUACUUGAACUUUGUUGGAAGGGACCUGACUACUGCAAGCUCUACAAUUACGGCGAAAAUCUAUAUAACUCUGCACCAGUGGUAUUAGCCAAGGGGGCAGCCUCAGACAGUUCACUAGCCAAACAGGAAACAGUAUAUGUCACUUCAUCUCGCGCCUGUGUCAACAACGCAGAAAAAAUGGAACUGCAGUUACUUGGCUUGGAAAAGUCAAACCUGAAUCUUACCAUAAUUUAA